Molecule: messenger RNA, 2656 nt
Organism: Archocentrus centrarchus (flier cichlid)
Lineage: Eukaryota; Metazoa; Chordata; Actinopteri; Cichliformes; Cichlidae
Product: tripartite motif-containing protein 35-like
Exons: 6
Coding region: 74-1636 (520 amino acids)
Biological process (GO): protein ubiquitination
Molecular function (GO): protein binding; zinc ion binding; ubiquitin-protein transferase activity
Source: RefSeq, a predicted model, not a curated record
CAGUAGAGCAGUUCUUCCUAACAGACUUUACGGACAACCUGCCCACCCCCACACCUUACAGCAGGAAUUUGCAAUGGCAUUGCGCCCGCGGGCUUCCUCCCAGCCUUUAAAGCUUACUCUCUUCCAGAGUCCUAAGCUAAAUUCAUGCCAGCGACCUCGAGCUGUUUCUUCACAGUCAGGCUCCAUGCUGGAAGAUGAGCUCUCCUGUCCUGUAUGCUGUGAAAUCUUCAAGGACCCUGUGGUGCUGAAGUGCAGCCACAGUUUCUGCCGGGGCUGUCUUCAGCAGUUCUGGAUCAAGAAGUCCAAGCGCGAGUGUCCCGUCUGCAGGAGGAAGUGCUUGCUGACGGAGCCCACAGUCAGCUUGGCACUGAAGAAUGUUGCUGACACCUUCCUGAGGGAGCAUGGGCACGGGGGAGCCGCAGCGCGGACUGGGGCCGGCGGUGCAAGGGAAGCAGUGAUAGUGGAUAUUAAAUGCAACACACAUGGAGAAGUUCUCAAACUCUUCUGUCUGGAUGACUUUGAAGUCCUGUGCUGUGUGUGUCACACCUCCAAGAAGCACCAGGGACACAGAGUGUGUCCCAUAGAAGAAGGUGCUCAGGAUCUUAAGGCAGAGCUGAAAAAUGAGUUGAAUCCUCUAAAGAAAACCCUGCGUCGCCUGUAUGAAGCCAAGCAGGAGUGUGAUGACACAACUGUACACAUCAAGAACCAGACUCAAGCCACAGAAAAGCAGAUCAAAGAGGAGUUUGAGGAGCUGCGGGCGUUUCUCCAGAAGGAAGAAGAUGCACGACUGGCUGCUCUGAAGAAGGAGGAUACGGAGAAAAAAGAGCUAGUGAAGAAGUCAUCUGAGAGCCUCACCAGAGAGAUCCUCACCGUCUCCCAUGCUGUCAUUGCCAUUGAGAAUGAGAUUGCAUCCAGUGAUGUUAAUUUCCUUCAAAAUUAUACAAACACAAAGAAAAGAGCACAGAUCCCACAGAAGAAUCCAGAAAAAAUGUCAGGCGCUCUCAUAAAUGUGGCCAAACAUCUCAGUUCCCUCAAGUACCACGUGUGGGAGAAAAUGGCGGAUCUGGUUCAGUACACACCCAUCACCCUGGAUCCCAACACUGCAUACUCCUGGCUGUCCCUCUCCUCAGACCUUACCAGUGUAGCCAACAGUGGAUCCCUGCUGCAGCUCCCAGACAAUCCUGAACGGUUUGGUCACUUUGUGUUCGUCUUAGGCUCAGAGGGCUUUACUUCAGGCUGUCACGCCUGGGAAGUAGAGGUGGACGACAAGGUGGACUGGAUGCUUGGGGUGGUCAAAGAGUCCAUCGACAGGAAGGGCCGCAUCUCGGGCUGUCCCGAGGUCGGCUUUUGGAUGAUCUCGUACUUUGAGGGGGAGUACUCAGCCAUGACGAGGCCCAGCACCCCACUGCAGCUGGAGGAGACGCCGACUCGAGUCAGGGUGCAGCUGAACUAUGAUUCUGGAGAGGUCAUCUUCUCUAACCCUGUCAAAAUGACACCCAUCUACACUUUCAAUGACUUCUUCACUGAGAAGAUGUACCCCUUCUUCUGCCCUGGAGCCAACAUCAGUGGAAAUAACCCCAAACCUCUUAAAAUCUGCCGCUCCAAGGUGGCUGUGUGGAACAGCGCAACAUGGUGAUUAGUGAGCACCUUACAAAGAACAUUAGUGCAAUUAAAAUUCAUGAUAUUACCCAAGCGUAAAUCAAAAAAUUAACCAAAUUAUGCCAGUGUAUGAUUGUUGGUAAAAUGAGGAUGACACAAGCAGAGUGAUUACAGCACUGACUGGUUUAUUUCACUUGGGUUCAUUUAUUGAUUGACUGCAGGUUAUGACACCAAAAGAGGCGAAGCAACCAGGGGGAGGCACUUGCCAUAAUUACCCAGCAAGGCUCCAUUAUACUUCUCAGCCAGGCAGGCUGUUAGACUAAGCAUCUCUUGCACACUGUCCUGAACAUCAAUCUCCCCCUGGUGGUCACAAACACGGCUAAUAGAUGUCUCACACUGGAGCACAAUUAUUUUCAUUCUUAGUUCAGAAAACGAGUCACACAUGAGUCAAGUUCUGAUUUUUUUUUUUUUUUUUUUUCUUCAAAUGUGACACAGGUCUGUCAUUCGCUGCCAGUAUGAACAUUAAAACACACACCCUCACACCCCUGACCUGGACUUCCUUCUAAUGUGAUCAGUCUGAAUUUGGUGGCAAUACAAGAACUGCUUUAUCCCGUCUUUAAUGCAUACAGGAUAGCUGCAAAAUAUGGAACUGCAAGUUCAGUUUUAUUUUUUUGAAUGAUGCAUGAGUAGAAAGCAUGUGUGAAAACAGUUGAUUAUGCAGGGUGAUUAUGCGGGAAAUUGCGAAGUAAAUGGCUUAAAACUAACUGAUGAACAUUUAAUGCAGAAAUCAGUGUGGCGCUGCACAUUCAUUUUAAAUAGAGAAAGAUUUUAAUGUUAUUAUCCCACCCUUUAAACACUGGAGCUGAGUGCACCCCUCUUUCAUGUGUAUGCUUCCCUCAGGAUGAAGUUAUAUUAAUGUUAUAAGAUAAUAAGAUCUGACCUAACUGUGCAGUCACUAAGUUUUGAACAGUGACUCCUGCAGCAGUUUCUUUGUUUUCCAGAAACCAUAUAAUGAUUAUAUGAGCACUCAGCCAUUGUUUAUAAAAAUGCUAACUUC